Molecule: messenger RNA, 342 nt
Organism: Cladocopium goreaui
Lineage: Eukaryota; Dinophyceae; Suessiales; Symbiodiniaceae
Source: the annotation of a GenBank genome assembly
AUGGCUCAUUCCAGUGUUGGAGAAGUCGUCAAGCCCAGCCAUGAACCUUUCCGUCGUAUCCCACAACGUGGCAAGGUGGAACUGGAUGAAAGGGAGUUGCCAAAGUCCAUCAACAUGUUGAACUUCCGCGGCAACGUUUGCGCUGAGGCGCCUGACUACAAAGCCAAGCUGCUGGCGUAUCUGCCCGAGUUGGCACAACUCGAUGGGGAGGAGGUGGAGCUCGGCAGUCGCACUGUGGCACCGGACGCGGCGAAUGCCGAGUCUCAAUGUCCGGCGACGGACGCGGCAAAUGCCGAGGCGGAGGAAGUGAUUCUGAACAAAGGGCACGGGGUCCCAGUGUAG